This is a messenger RNA of Thermothielavioides terrestris NRRL 8126, 1158 nucleotides long. RefSeq lists its product as uncharacterized. The coding region runs from base 116 to 1108 and encodes 330 amino acids. The record is from RefSeq and is a predicted model, not a curated record. Lineage: Eukaryota; Fungi; Ascomycota; Sordariomycetes; Sordariales; Chaetomiaceae. The transcript has a single exon.
CGCGGCUUCCGCUUCCGCUUCCGAUGAUCAGCCGCAGCAGCGCUGUGGGGCGGCCGUCGCCACCAGCUUUGACCACUUGCCGGCCGACCAUGAGGCGCUGUGUUGUUUGCCUGUGAUGCGGGAUCCGCGGCGGGGUGUGGGGGCGGAGGCUGCCGAUGCUGCCGGCGGUGGUAGCGGUGCUGGCGGUACUGGUGGUGGUGGCGGUGAUGGUGGUGGUGCUGGCCACGGUGGUGGUGGCGGCGACGAUGAGGUGCUGGGGAGCCGGUUUUUGCACCGCGAGCUAGUCCGUGCGUGGACCGAUCGGAACGUGUUCGUGCUGGGACAGAAGGCGAGCCGGGUCGGGCCGCUUUCAGACCCGAUAUACGGGGAGGCGUUCAAAGUGAUGGUGCUUCUGAGGGAGAUGGGAGAGGACGGCGAUGUUGGCCGGGUCGUGCCGUUCGAGGAUGACUAUGUCGACGCGGUCGGGCGGGUGUUUGGCAUGGAUGGCCGGGAGAAGGCGGCGUUGCCGUCCCUUGAGCAAGCGGGCCGGCCGCAGUAUGUGUUCCAGAGGCUGCGCCAUCUGGUGGUGAAUACCGUGCCGGCGCUGGCGAAGCUGGAGGCACCAGACUUCGGCACCGCGCCCAGCGCGUGGGACGCUGCCGCCGUUCUCAACAUGAUCUACAUCGACGAGAGGCUGGACUAUGAGCGCCGCGCGAACCUGCUGCUCAGGUGGGGCGCAAUGGAGCGGCUUGAGUCGCUCUGCCUCGACCUGAGGGGCUACAGCCUGCCGAACACGAAGUACCUCUUCGACGAGGACAUUGUGAGGCUCGCGUCGUCGCUUUCCGAGAAGGGCCUGAGCCUGUUAGUCAUUGCCGGGUUGAGGUCGUAUAGGUAUUACGGCAACCCAGACCCGCUGACCAUUGAGGAGGUUGAGCGAGGAUCGUGGGACGCCAGAAGGAAAGCGUGGGUGGAUGAGGAAAGGGGGCGGCGCAUCAAUUGGUGGAAGAUGUUCAAGGGCGCAGUUAGGCCCGGAGGGCGCCUUGUCUUCGUCGACAAGGAUGGUGAUGACGGCAACGGAUGGAGGCCGCUGCGCCCUGUUGAUCGGCCCAGAGCGAUGCAGGGCAGUUGAGGCGCAUUGCACAAGCCUCUACGUCUCUCUGCAGGCCUCGGAAUGUUUAU